Juglans regia (Persian walnut) is the source of this 4284-nucleotide messenger RNA. RefSeq names its product probable disease resistance protein At4g27220. Lineage: Eukaryota; Viridiplantae; Streptophyta; Magnoliopsida; Fagales; Juglandaceae. The coding region runs from base 535 to 3825 and encodes 1096 amino acids. Gene Ontology annotation, molecular function: ADP binding. The record is from RefSeq and is a predicted model, not a curated record. The transcript has 9 exons.
UGUGGCUAAGAAAAUUUUCAGAUUGUGGGCUCGGAGUUCCAAAAACAUGACUAAAACCUAAGAGUUAGGUAGAUACUUUUUUUAUCUUUCUUUUUGCAGAUGAUAGAUUGGCUCAGGUACUUCUCCGUCUGAGAAAGGGGGAAGAGAUCUUGCUUGCAAAAUUAAGAGGUCAGUAUUUUUUCUGGUCCUUGUCAUGAGCCACUACAUCGUGCCUUUGAUGCUGUUGUCUCUCACCGGAUCACUGCAGUAUCGUGACUCUGUUGUCGUUGCUCUCUUGCUGGAUGUUUCAAUCACCACCUUCGACAGAAAUUGCUACUAGUCUUUGUGAUUGUGGGCUCGGAGUUCCAAAAACAUGACUAAAACCUCAGAGUUAGGCAGACACUUUUUAUCUUUCUUUUUGCAGAUGAUAGAUUGGCUCAGUUCUCCGUCUAAGAAAGGGGAAAGAGAUCUUACAAAAUUAUGAGGUAGCAGAUUUCGUCCCAUUCUUUCAGGGAAAAAAAAAAUUACAAAAACUGAAAAACUACUUUUGAAAAAAUGGAAUCAUGUAUUCUUACAAUUGUUGGAAAAAUUGUAGCAGACUUGUUUAGUCCAUUAAUUGGAGAACAGUUUGGCUAUAUUAUUUCCUACCAGAGCAAUAUUGCAAUUCUCGAAGAUAAAAUUCGGGAGUUAAGUGGCAAGGAGAAGGCAGUGCAACGAUCUAUUGAUGAAGCCCAACAAGAACGAAAAGAAGUCCCAAGUGAAGUUCAGACCUGGCAGGCAAAUGUGGAGAAACAAAUUGAAGAAGCCCAGAAAUUCCUUCAAGAAGAAGAUGUCGAAGCUAGUAGGAUGUGCUUGAAUGGUUGGUGUCCGGAUCUGAAGCUACGCUAUUCCUUGAGUAAGGAAGCUCAAAAGAAUACUCAAGCUAUCGAUGACUUGCUAAAAAAAGGUGGAAAACAUGAUAGGGUGUACAACACUCCACCUCCAUUGGAAGUGAGAUCAUCACCCACAGGAUGGUUUAAGGAUUUUGAAUCACGAAAAUCAACGAUUCAAGAUGUUUUGGAUGCUCUAAAGAAUGACAAGAUAGACAUGGUUGCAUUAUGCGGUAUGGGAGGGAUCGGCAAGACAGAAAUGGCCAAAGAGAUUGAGAGAAGAGUGAAAUCUGAAAAUUUAUUCCAUAAAGUUGCCAUUGCGGUGGUGUCUCAAAAGCCAAGCUUGACAAAGAUUCAAGGCGAACUUGCAGAAAUGCUAGGUCCCAAACUUGAAGCAGAGAGUUUACAUGUAAGAGCAAACGAAUUAUAUUCAAGAUUGACUAAGAAUAAGAAUGUCCUAGUAAUAUUGGAUGAUGUUUGGGAACACCUUGAUCUUGGGGCUAUUGGAGUUAUCGAUGCAGUUAAACAAAAGAGUUGCAAAAUCUUGUUGACGUCAAGAAACGAAGAAGCUUGCAAUGCGAUGAGAAUUCAGAAGAUCUUUCCAGUUGGACUUUUAUCUGAAGAAGAAGCGUGGAAUCUUUUUGUAGAGAUUGCAGGUGAUUGUAUUAAUACCUCUGAUUUAAUCUCAAUUGCAAAAAAGGUCGCGGAGGAAUGUGCACGUUUACCCCUUGCCAUUGCGAUAGUUGGAGGUGCUCUUAGAAACAAAAGCGAUAAAAAGGAGUGGAAAGCCGCACUUCAGCAACUGAUAAUAUCUAACCCAAAAAAUAUCAGUGGCCAGCAAAAGGUAUAUUCCAACAUAGAGUUCAGCUACAAUUACUUAGAAAGUGACGAAGCCAAAUCAUGUUUUUUGCUAUGUUGUUUGUAUCCUGAAGAUUUUAAUGUUCCAAUUGAAGAUUUAGUCAGGUAUGGAGUUGUAAAAAGGUUUCUCAUGGGUACUGUGGAACAAACAAGAGAACUUGUCCACACAAUAGUUAAGAAUCUUAUAAGAUCAAAUCUCUUGUUGGAUGGCGACUGGAUGGAAUACGUCAAAAUGCAUGAUGUUGUACGAGAUGUUGCCAUAUCAAUUGCAUCCAGAGACGAAAAUGGUUUUAUGGUAGUGUUGCAUGAAGAACUUGAAGAAUGGCCACAGAAUGAUAGAUUUGACAGUUACACCACAAUUUCUCUUUUACUUGGAGAAAUGAAAUGGCAUCCUACUGAGUUGAAGUGUCCCAGACUUCAGCUUUUGCGACUAUCACGUUUUAACCAUUCAAAAACAUUCCCAGACAAUUUAUUUGACGGGAUGAAGGAGCUAAAGAUGUUGUCUUUGCAAGACCGUGGAUCUUCCUUGACGACGUUGCCGCCAUCAAUCCAGAUCCUCCAGAACCUUCGAAUGUUGAAUCUGGAGUUUUGUUGCUUAGGAGAUGUGUCGGCAAUUGGAACCCUGGGCAACCUAGAAAUUCUUGACUUUUCUUAUUCCAAGAUCGAGGAGUUGCCGUUGGAAAUAGGGAAGCUUAGUCGAUUAAAGUUACUAGAUAUGAGCGGAUGUAGAUCUCUAAAGCGAAUUGCGGCUGGUGUAUUAUCCGGUUUAUCUCGACUAGAAGAAUUGUACGUGGACGGAUUUAGGAAUUGGGGACGUACGACUACGAUGGAAGGAAAUGGAGAAGUAACAAAUAAUAAUGCAAGCCUUACUGAACUAAUUCCUUAUUCCAAUCAACUGGUGGUUUUAGAAAUCAGUGUGCCAAGUAUCUCAUGCUUGCCAAAAGAAUUGUACUUCAGUAACUCCAAUUUCAGAUUUAGGAUACAUAUUGGGAUAGAUUAUGUGCUGGAGAAUGAGGAUUAUUUAUUUGAAAAUACUUUGAGACUCAAAGUGGAGGAUGCAAGUGAUCUUGGGGAAUACCGAGAAAUUCGUUCAUUGUUGAAGAAAGCUGUAGAUUUGACAUUGAAUAUUGUAAAAAAUUUGAAACAUAUUUGGUUUGAGAAAGAGCAAAAAGGAAUUUUACCAUGCAGCUUGAAGAAUCUAACAAUUUAUGGAUCUAGAGAUUUAGAAUAUCUACUCGAAGCCACAUCGGAUAGUACUCCACCUAAUCCCUUCCAUCUCUUGCGGUCACUUGAAUUAGUCAACUUACCAAGGCUCAUUGGCAUCUGUAAUUCCACGAAUUCAGUUGAGAUUACAUUGACAAAGGAAGAGGAGCAAAAUGUGAGUGAGACUGAAAAUCAAGCAAAGAUGUUGUCUCUGUUUCAAUACAACUUGAUUGAAAGUUUGACAAAGCUAGAAGAACUUGUUGCACAUCGAUGUGAUUCAUUGGAAGCGAUAUUUGAACUUGAGGGACUAAAUGCUGAAGAAAGCAAUAUCUUCAAUAAUUUGACAAUGUUGUCAUUAGAAGAUUUACCGAAGCUAUUGCAUAUAUGGAAGAAAGGCCCACGAGAUAUUAAGGGAUUUAAUUACUUGAGAUUUCUACAAGUAUGGGGAUGCGAUAGUUUGAAAUGUUUGUUCACACCAUCCAUUGCAAAACUUCUUGUGAAAUUAGAGAAAAUAGACGUACAUCGUUGCAAUGAAAUGGAAGAAAUCCUUGGAAAAGAAUUGGGAGAGGAAGAGAAUAGAGAUGUGAUUGCAUUCCCCCUAAUGAAGACCCUCGAGCUAGCGGAUUUACAAAAGUUGGAGUGUUUUUACAGCGAAGAUAAUCAUGCAUUUGAGUGGCCAUCUCUGGAUAACAUAACAAUAGGUGGAUGCCCAAAAUUAAAAAUGUUUGUUUCGACAAGUACAAACACACCUAAGCUAAAGGGAGUACUGCAUAUGAAGUCCAGAACUUUUCAACCAAUGGUAGAAGGAGACCUCAAUGCCACCAUACAACACAUUAUCAAAGGAAAGGGGUUUGAUCAGUUGGAUGAGUUUUAUCCUUCAUCUAUGUUUCCUCAACUACCCAGAAGGGCUGCAUGAAGCUAUUUUUGGUUUUUUAAGAGGUCGCGGAAGUUCCAAGUCUACAUAUACAUGAGCACGUACUCCUCAAAACACCCUUUGUGGCUGGUCGACACUACUGAGACUCUUUGAAAACUGUGUUUUGUGUUGCUAUUAUGUGUUGCCGGAAUUGCAGAUUUUAUGUUGAUGAUUUUUGUAACUUAGUAUGUGGAUUUUUUUUGUAACUUAGUAUGAUAGAUCUUGGUUGUUUUUUUUAUUAUUAUUUAGCAUAAAAGAUGUGUGUAUUGUACGUAUUGGGUUGUAAUCUUGGGGUUUCUUUUUGUGCUGUUGUUAUGUGUUGUUGACAUGAACACAAGUAUGUUGCUAGACAAGGUAAUUUCUUGUUGGAUGUGCAAAUUUGUAUAGGUGUUUCUUGUAACUAGUAUGUUGCUGUAAUGUUGUUGUAGUUGAUAGAUGAAAGUUCGGGAAGAAAUUUUGGUA